Anarrhichthys ocellatus (wolf-eel) is the source of this 12680-nucleotide messenger RNA. Its product is annotated as bifunctional heparan sulfate N-deacetylase/N-sulfotransferase 1. Bases 8074 to 10743 code for a protein of 889 amino acids. Gene Ontology annotation, cellular component: Golgi apparatus. The transcript has 15 exons. Gene Ontology annotation, molecular function: deacetylase activity; heparan sulfate N-sulfotransferase activity; hydrolase activity. NCBI's taxonomy places the organism in Eukaryota, Metazoa, Chordata, Actinopteri, Perciformes, Anarhichadidae. The record is from RefSeq and is a predicted model, not a curated record.
ACUCCCCACAGACUCUGCUGCUCUCAUUUCUCACUGCCACCCUCUGUGCUAUUGUCUCUUAUGCCUUCUCCCGAGUAAGCCCGUUUUUAUUUCUUCAUUUCACUCAUCUUUUUAAAUUCCAGAAUCCAUUUCUUUUGUCCCCAGGCACAACGGGUGAAGGGUAGAGACCGUGUAGCAAAUUAAAUUUGGUCUCCCUCUUACGCUCCCCUUGGACGUGGGCAUGAUGGAACAGUCGAAGGAGAACAGGAGCAAAGAAAUCUGGAGGAAAAAGCCCAUUUCCCAUGCAUUACUGUCUCUUUCCUCGGGGUCUAUAGUGGAGUAACACCACAACACCUCUAUUGCCUUUUUUUCCCUGUCUUUAAUUUUCUUUUUCUUGCUCCCCUCCCCGUCUCGCUCUCGCUGCUGCUGCUGUUCCUUCUCACGCAGCCUAGCCUGAAGGUCUCUCUGCUCUUGCUACUACCGCUAACACAACCUGACCCAGUUUAUUAGUUUGGGUCUAGUGAAUCAUUAAUCGAGGUUAUCUAACUGUUCCUGUAAUGAUUCCGCUGUGACUUGUGUGUGUCAGAGCCUCUCUGCGUACAGAACCGAUCAAGCCUUGUGCUUCUUGUUCUACACAUGUGCGCUCUAUCAUAACCAUCUUGCAAAAAAAAAAAGCAUCGACCCUCAAGCUAGACUAUAUGUUUAAUAGGUGUGCCAUGCACUGUAAUAUGUCAUUGUGUCAGAGCACAAUACGAGGACUAAGUGCACUGAAUGCAAAUUAAUCUUGUGGGAUGGCAGCAGCUGAAUAGAGUGUGGUUUUGGGGAAAGGAGGGGAGCAAAGGGAGGGACAGAAGGAGGGCUAAUAGUGGCGACAGAGAGGAGAGGGAGAGAAAAGGGCAUGUGAGGAGGAGGAGGAGGGCUGUGGGAUGUAGUCAUCGCCAGGCCCAUUCAUCAUGCAAUGCCUGCUGGGAUGCACCGGGGUCAGUCCCGCACAACACAAUUACAGCCUGUUCUGGUGUGUUGUGCUCGCCACCACUGUGUUCCGACUAUGUUCCGUUGUCUUUUGUUAGAUUCCCUCUGUUCUACCGCUCUUGUUUUCCUCUCUGCUCUGUGGUGUGCGCUCGUGUUCAGUGGCAGAUCUCUUCUUUUUGAACUCGCUGCUUGAGCAGUCACUAAAUGAUCUGCGGCAGGUUCUUUGAGCAAAACAUUUCAAUUAGCUGAGCAUUUGUUGUGUUUUUCUUCGCAUCUUUGAGUCUUUUAAUCUCUCUCUUUUGUCUUUCGCAAUUACUCGCCACAAUUCUUAUCUUUUUUUUUUUUUGCUCGUGUGGCGUGUAGCCUCUUGCCGGGCUGCCGUAUGACAUCCGUUGCGCAGCCGACGCCUUUCAUCCACAUCUGAAUCGCAGCCGCGAGCUUGGAUCUUGUGAUUGACGGGCCUGGUUAGCAUGGGGGCGUGAGAUUUUAGUGAGCAUGUUGUUUACCCUGCCCGCCUGACAGUCCUCUAUGGUUCUACAGAUGUUUCCAGAAAGCUGUAAAUAUCCGCGGUGUGCUGAAAUGUCAGUUGACAGCGUAUCCGAUGAUAAGGAUGUCUGUCUUUCUGUGCCUGGCUAUUCUUCACGCCAGGAAACCUUUGAGGUGGUCUGAAGGUCUAAAUGAAAACAUCAUGCAAGGAUCCAGCUACAUCAGCUAUUGAAGAUGAUCCAGAUAUGCGUGUUCACAUCAUAGCACAUGGCAGGACUUCAUGUCAUGGUGGUGGCAUCUGUUCCUGUCACUCUGCUGAGAAACAAUACAUGAGAGACGGCAUAGAUCGGCCCUUUAUCUCGAUGGAUGAUCUGAUUUCAUCUUGGAGCACCUUGCUGCAUAUAUUUAGAUUCAACUAUUCGGUGCUUUAAGGAACAAACUUUAUACUAAGUCAGCUGUUAGCUUAAAGACCCAGUGGGUAUUUUAUUUUGGAUAAUAUGCAUGAUAGAUAUAAUCACUGUUUACACAAUUAAAAAUAAAUUACUAUGUGGAUGAAAACAAGUAUUUGUAUGUUUCUCUAAAGAGUGGUAUUAUAUCUUAAAAAGAUAGAAUACCGUGGCUGCAACUAAUUAUUUUGAUUAUUAAUGAAUCUGAUCAUCAUUUUCUAAAUUAAUCAAUUAUUUGUUUGGUUGGUAAAAAAAUGUUGCCUAACCCAAAGUUCAUAUCUUCAACUAUUUCCAAUCACCAGUUCAAAACCUCCAAAUGUAUAAUUGACUUUCAUACGCGACACACAUCUCACAUUUAGGAAGCUGGAACUAUGAACUGUUUGGCAAUUCUGCUUGAAAAAUUACUUAAAUUAACUAUCAAAAUUGCUGUCGUUAUUAGUUGUUAGCAACUAAUUGAUUUCAAUUAAUACACAACAUGUAAUAUAGUAUACUUUAUGAUGUUAACAAUAUGAAUCGGAUCAGAUUGAGUGGCUGUCGAGUGUUUUGUGUGCGCCUUGUUACUUCAUGAGUUAUAGGCCCCAGCUCUGUGUUCAGAUGUUUAAUGAUGGGCUGCUAGUCUUUGGUUUACUUUUGGAUGACAAAUUCUGCCUUUAAUAAAUGACACCAUUAGUACAACUGGUUAUAUUUUGUAAUAUAUCAAGCUGAUUAUGGGGAAAUAUUAUGCAACUGAAGUUGCUUUUUGUUUAUUUAUUUUUUAUAUUAUUCUUUCUAAGCCACAUAUGUAAUUUUGAUGAUGAACCUGCCAAAAACAAAUCCUUGAAAUGACAAAUACUCAAGUGUUCUUCUACGGUUUUAGUCUUGGCAUAAACAAGCUGUUUAAUAAACAGCAUUUGGGCCGUGGGGAGCUGUGGGUUUUUCUCAUCUCCGAGCGAAACGAUUUCCAGUAGUUGCUGAAGUAUUUCUCGUAACGGAACAGAACGCACCCAAAGGGCCCAGAAGUUCACGCGCUCUCGAAGGAUGCAUUGGGUGGUGGCUUGGCUGACCAGAACGAAUAGGAAGCCCAAAGACUGACUGAAAGAAUGACAAAUCUGCAGAAUAUGCAACAGUUUUUAAAAGUAUGUAGCAUCUGGAACCAAUCUGAAACAAUGGAUUGUCUUAAGCAGGCUCCAUGUCGAAUCGUAUGGAUGCUUCUCCUUCCUGACUUCCUUGAGUUUCGGCCUCCUGAGACGAACUUGGGAAGGAGUUGGCUGACACGGAGAGAUCGACUUGGCAUUCUUUGAUUUGAUAUUCAUCUUAAAACUCUGCACUGAACCUCGCACGUACUCAAAAACUUUCGGUGGAAUGGCAGAAUGAGGGUAAAAUCAUAUCCUCCUUCCAGUCACGUCAGCUGUGAAGCCUGGGCUUCAUGAUAUUGGAUUCUUACUGAAUGAUACCACUUAAAUACAGUAUAAGGGAUAAAGUCAAUAACAAAUGUGUUAAUAUAAUUAAAUACAACAUGCACAAGUUAUUGGCACCAUUAAGGCCGACGGUAACUGCUCGGCUCUAAUCAACAGAUAAGCCAAGUGUCUUUAAUUUGAAGUGGCCUUUUUCUAUAACCUCUAAACAUGGCCGCUUUUGUAUAGUCUAGGACGAGUUCUAACAGCAUCUCUUGGCGACAGUCCGGGUUGCCAAGAACACCUGCUCAGCACCUCCCCGACCUGCAGACGCAGCGGCUCGUCUGUCGUCGAGUUGUCUUUUGUGUGCCCUAAUGAAGCCGGGGAGAUGUGACGACAUGCCUCGCGUUUCACUCUUCACCUAAUUGUGUUGAUGUGGAGGCUGAUAUUAGUGUGCCGGUGGUUAAUCUUCCCAGCGAGAGGAAAUGGCUGAGCCAUCAAGGGAUACGACGCAGCUAAUUAGACUUGUGUACGCUUCCAUGUGUGUGAGGGGAGAGGUGGGGGUGAAGUGAGACGGAGCAAGAAAAGAAAAUGGCUUGUUUCUCCUUUUUGUUAUGAAAGUUUUUAUUUAUUGAUUGAAUGGGCACUGAAAGUUACUUCAAAAUCCUGUCUUGCAUGCGUGUUAAAUCUUUUGAAUGUCAUGCCGCUUAAUGACAGCAUCCGCUUUCUGAUAAGGGACAACUGGGGGAAACCUUAACAUUCAUUACAGCCUGACAUUUUACCCACUCCACAGAACACCAUCAUGGAGAAUUAAAGUCAUCUGAAGUUGCACACAGAGCAAAUGGCCUACCGGUACAAUAAUGCUGUUUUUGGCUUCAGCCUCCCCCGAGAAACGCUGUUAGUAGUUCUGACUGAUUAGGGCCUGAAGCCACCGGCUCUCAAUAAAACAGAAGACAAAGCUUCAACUCUUGCUGCUGGAAAAUCAGGAGCAAUGAAUUAGCGAUAACUGUAUUAAAGGCGACACCAUUAGACGGUCUGUCGGGGAAGAGGCGGACCCCUUUUCCUUGCAAUUUGCAGAGUAGGUAAUUUGCAGUCGGAAGGAAUACAAGUGAAAUGCUGAAGAUUUCUUUUUCAUUUUCUCUCUGUUGCUCCUCUGCGUCGUUUGCUCUCUCCUUCUGGCUACCAGUGACGGUAGUACUCACCUUAUCUCCGCCGCACUGUCCCAAUGUGACCUAGAAGUCCUCUUGUGAGGAGCGGUCAACUGUUCUGCCGCUCAGCUCGAUAUGACCCCAUCGCUCUGGGUGGGAGGAUCCAAUAUAUUAAGAUUAUGUUGCGUGCUGUCACGCCCCACUUGGCUUGAGAAGUACUAGGCCAGCAAUCAUUUUUUUGCAAAGUCAUACUGUGAUUUAUUUAUUUAUUUAUUUUUUCCGCUCCAAAGAGUGCCUGAGGCCUUGUUUGAUUUUGUUUUGUAUUCCGACCUAUUGCCAAUGACAUCCACACCGCUCAUGCCCCAUAUUGACCAUUAGCACACACAGUGCCCUUAUCCGUCAGGCUGACAGUGACACUGUUUGCCACAUUACCCGUCGCCCAGUCCAUCUCUGUUAGUGGAGGGAGCUCAGCCCUGUCACCUGAGGGAUAAAGUGUAUGGUGGAAACUUGUGUCCUCUGAGGUAUGCGGGGCAGAUGCAGACCCUCCGUUGGUUCAGCUGUUGUGCCCGUGCCGACAGCGAGGCCACGGCUCGUCUCUGUUGUUGGAGGCGUUGCAGAGCUGGGCCAGAUAUUUAUGGUUUGCUUUGCUGUGAGGUUUUCCAUCCAUCCAUCCAUUCCAUCCAUUUUCCUCCUCUUAUCCGGGGUCGGGUCGCGGUGGCAUGCCUCUUUAAAUGAGAAUUUAGAGUCAUGGUGGUCCUUUUCGCAGGGGAGACUUUAGUUCCUGUGUGUUGCUUAGAACAUCUCAUUUCAAGCUCGAGGACUUGUAUCUGUGUCUCUUCCACAACAAAGACAACAACAUCUUCUUCCCAAACAGUACGCCUUUCACCUCUUUUAUGACAUAUUUUCUCAGACUCUGGUUGGUGGUUGUGGUUUUGAACAUGGUGGCUUCAGGUCAGCCCACUUGAACUGCUGGCAGCAGUGUGCCAGUUUAUUUCCAGUACUCAAAGCUCUCAAAACAACUGACUCGUUUUUUCUGACCAGAAACUAAUAAGCAAAAUAGUUUUUUUGUUUUUUUUGCCCACACGCAUUGUAAUAAAAAUCAUACUGUACUUAAACAAACUGUGCAACAAGUCCACUUUAUAAUAAAAAAACAGGAUCAAAUUGAGAAACUACAAAUUAUUGGCAAUUUUAAAUUUAUUUAUUAAACUGGUAUUUCAGGAACUUUUAAGGGCAGUUUUUCUCUGAUCCCAAAGAGAGGAAAGGUUAAACUUGUAGUCCCUUUACCUUUUCAUUACGGCAAAGCUAAUGAGUCGUGUUUCUAGCUGCUGUGCUUUGUCUCAGAGGUCACUUGCUCUCAUCGGGUGGUGUGGUACGAGAUGACGAGUGCUUCAGACAGAGCGACUGUCUCGGUGACCUCAGCGGGAUGUUCACAACCGCCUCUGAACUAUCCCUCACCUGCUUCCAUUAUACUAGCCCGUGACAGUGAGCAAAGUAAUGGGAGGUUACACGUUUUUGUCUGUGUGAGAUCCGUCUGUGACAGCUGGAUAAUGCUCCCCUCUCGCUCUCUCAGCCAACACGUCACCUUUCCGCAGCCUCGCCCAAUCGCUUGAUACGACGGUGACUUCACCCUUUGAUAAUGGGAUCCAACCUUCCUUCCCGUCCCUCUUUGCUCUCAUCAGCUGCUUUCUCUAAUUAGAUGAGGGUGAUUUCAAUAAAGUUACUGUCGUCCUCACUCCAUUAGUUAUAUUAACACUCGGAUUUCUGCCCCGGAGUCGUCGAUCUAUCCUCAGUCUUUCACCGGGAGGGGGGCAAUGCUCUUCUUUUCAUGGAUCUGUGUAACCUAGUUACUGAGGCCCAGCAGGGGAGGCCAAUCAAUUAAUGAACAAAGGAGCCCGCUCGCUGAGAAGCGGCGCGAGUCUGGGACUAUAAACGGGACGCUCCCAAAACAUUGUCGCUGUCAGUUCAGUGCUCAUCUGAUGGAUGUUGUUUUGCUUUGUUGUUUUGCGCGCGUCUUAUGAGUCCUCUUUCAGAGGAGCGUAAAAGCCGGUGGAUGCUGCUGCGGUACCUGUUCAAACACACUACCAGCCAAUGUCCAGGUGUCUCUUUAAGGGGAAUUAGUAGUGAAAGAACUAAAGGAAGAAGUGAACAUGGAACGGGCAGCCUGCCUGUUGUAAAAGACUUUGAAAAGGGCCCGGAGGACCAUUUGGACACUGUCACAAGUCCCUUGUCUGAUUUUUAUAUUAAAUUAUUUCAUUUAGCUUUCUUUUGCUUUAAGUGGUCUGUAGUAAUACCCUUGCUUCUUCUCCAACCACCUCUUAUAUCUUUGAGAGGGAUUGUGUAUAAAGAUUGUAUAGCCAAUGAAAGGAAACAAAAAAACAUCAAUGUUGCUGGCUUUGGGUGUUAACUCGCCCUUUUAUUGUGGAAUGUCUGCACAAUGAAACUCUUGAACAGUGAAAGAAAAAGAUGGAUUUCAACAUUUUGAAUCAUUACGUUUCAUCGUAAUUGAGAUGUGAGUAAAUGGACUGUGGCAUUUUCUGCCACUAUGUUGUGAAAAGGCUGGAAAUGAAACCUGGAGCAGAGCUAACAAAUUAGGUAUAUGUGCCGUGGUCAAAGGUUAAACGUCCAUAUUCAGUGAUUCUGAUCAGUCUCCCAUGGCAACAGGCAGAUUUGGACGGACAGGCCUCUUCUUUUGUCCACCUGUGCUCUCCCACUAUCUUUCACCACUUUCUCAUCCUUCCCUUUUCUCACUACCUCUUUUCAUCCUAUUGAAUCCUCAUUUUUCCCCCACGUCCCUCAGUUCCGCCCCUCAUUCUCUCUUAUCUUUUUUUUUUCUUUCUCUCUCUCUCCAGCCUCCCGGUCUCUCUGUCAUCCCCUUUUUUUCCUUAAUCCGGCUAUUCGUCCCUAGUGUUCCCCUCCCUGUAGUUUCCAGCUCCGUCUCCCUGUGUGUGAGAUCAGGGUGCAGGCUGUUGUAACAAGCUGUUGAAUAAUGUAAGCAGCGCAGGGCUAUAGGCCAGAGUUUCAGUUAACCCUUUGAUCUCUGAUCACACAGUGCACAUCAUAAAUGACAGCUCGACAGCAGGGCGAAGCAGCCCGAAGGCCUUUUUUGCUUCCGUCUUCCUCCAACCUCUACCUAAAGGAUAAAGUCCCCCCCAUCCGGUCCCAUUGUCACGACCUUUGUAAGCAGCAACACAGUGAGGAGUUUCGAUCCUAAGGGAAUGGUGCUGCUGAGAUGACCUGCGUGACAUUGCUUUUCUCAAGAGAUCAUUCUCCAAUCAAGAGAGCGGGGCGAAAUCUAACCGGGACAUGGUUGGCAGGUUCUCAUGAUGGACAGGUGAUGGAGUCUUCCAUCAUCUUUCUCCACUAGUGACUCGGCCUGCCUGCCAGCCCUCCCUCUGAGGCAUAAGUGUGCACCAGCAGUCCAAGGGCCCCCUAUUUCUCUGCCAUGGUGACAUAAGCAGUGCUGCAAUAUGAGGGAGAGCCAACGUGAGACUGUCUCAUUUCUUUCUCCAGUAGCUGCCGCAGCUGCUGCUUUAACGCCGUUUGUGUUUAGCUCGAUAGCAAGGCUGACUCUGCUGUGAAUAAUCCCUGCUCACCGUUUUCUACCCACGCCGAGAGAGACUGUCCCCCGUGUUGCUGGGCUGGUGGGGCGGAGCGGUGUGGCGCGAGACGAUGCUGGGAUGCGUGACACGCCUCCGUCGGCUGGUCCGUCUCCUCCCCCUGCAGACCUCCCUCCUCCUCCUCUUCCUCUUCUGCACUGUCAGCGUCUUCAUCUCUGCCUACUUCCUCUAUGGCGUCAAGCGGGAGCUGGAGCCAUCGGGAGGGGGCGUGUCCGGGGCCGAGGGAGCAUCCGCGGACUCCGAUGACCCGAGGGUCACGCCGUCCCGGCUGCUGCCGCUGCGGGGCGUCUCAGGGGGCCCAGGGGUGGAUCCUGGAGGGGCCAGGACAGAUCCUGUGGUUCUGGUGUUUGUGGAAAGCCAGUAUUCUCAACUGGGUCAGGAGAUUGUGGCCAUCUUGGAGUCUGGCCGGUUCAAGUACCGGACUGAGAUCUCUCCCGGUAAAGGGGACAUGCCCACGUUGACGGACAAAGACAGAGGGCGUUUCACACUGGUGAUUUACGAGAACAUUCUCAAGUAUGUUAACUUGGACGCCUGGAACCGAGAGCUGCUGGACAAAUACUGUGUGGAAUAUGGAGUGGGCAUCAUUGGCUUCUUCAAGGCCAAUGAAAACAGUCUGCUCAGUGCCCAGCUGAAAGGCUUCCCUCUCUUUCUGCACUCCAACUUGGGUCUGAAGGACUGCACCGUCAACCCCAAGUCCCCCCUGCUCUUUAUCACUCGAUCCGGGCAGCCCCUGCCAGGUCCCCUCCCCGGGGACGACUGGACCGUGUUCCAGUCCAACCACUCCACGUACGAGCCCGUGUUGCUGGCCAAGACCCAGUCGGCUGAGAGCGUCGCGUCAAUGGGGCAGAACGCCGCUCUGCUCCCGUCGGUGGUGCAGGACCUGGGGCUCCACGACGGCAUCCAGAGGGUCCUGUUCGGCAACAACUUGGUCUUCUGGUUGCACAAGCUGGUGUUUGUGGACGCCGUGGCCUUUCUGACGGGGAAGAGGCUCUCGCUGUCCCUGGAGCGCUACAUCCUGGUGGAUAUAGACGACAUCUUUGUGGGCAAAGAGGGCACCCGCAUGAAGGUGCCUGAUGUAAAGGCCCUGCUGGAGACACAGAGGGAGCUGCGCACCCAUGUGCCCAACUUCACCUUCAAUCUGGGUUUCUCAGGGAAAUUCUUUCACGCUGGAUCCGAUGAGGAGGACCUGGGAGACGACCUGCUGCUUUCCUACGUGAAGGAGUUUUGGUGGUUCCCUCACAUGUGGAGCCACAUGCAGCCCCAUCUAUUCCACAACCAGUCCGUGCUGGCCGAGCAGAUGUUGCUCAACAAGAAAUUUGCCAUGGAGCAUGGGAUCCCCACCAACAUGGGUUAUGCGGUGGCGCCCCACCACUCUGGCGUCUACCCUGUCCACAUGCAGCUGUACGACGCCUGGAAGAAGGUGUGGGGCAUUAAGGUGACCAGCACAGAGGAAUACCCACACCUGAAGCCUGCCCGCUUCCGCCGAGGUUUCAUCCACAGCGGCAUUAGCGUGCUGCCCAGGCAGACAUGUGGUCUUUUCACACACACCAUCUUCUAUAAAGACUACCCAGGCAGUCCGAAUGAACUGGACAAGCUCAUCAAUGGAGGAGAACUCUUCCUCACUGUUUUGCUGAACCCUAUCAGUAUCUUCAUGACCCAUCUGUCCAACUAUGGGAAUGAUCGCCUCGGCCUGUACACCUUCAAAAGCCUGGUGAUGUUCCUCCAGACGUGGACCAACCUGAAGAUGCAGACCCUGCCACCUGUUCAGCUGGCUCAGAAGUACUUCAGCCUUUUCCCCUCCGAGAGAGAUCCACUCUGGCAGGAUCCUUGCGAGGACAAAAGGCACAAGGACAUCUGGUCCAAAGAGAAAACAUGUGACCGCUUCCCCAAACUGCUCGUCAUCGGGCCUCAGAAGACAGGGACGACAGCGCUCUACCUGUUUCUUGGCAUGCACCCUGACCUGACCAGUAACUACCCGAGCAAGGAGACCUUUGAAGAGAUCCAGUUCUUCAAUGGGCACAACUACCACAGAGGCAUCGACUGGUAUAUGGAGUACUUCCCCCUGCCCUCCAACACAAGUUCAGACUACUACUUUGAGAAGAGUGCCAACUACUUUGACUCUGAGGUGGCUGCUCAGAGGGCUGCAGCCCUCCUACCCAAAGCCAAAAUCGUCACCAUCCUCAUCAACCCAGCGGACAGAGCUUACUCUUGGUACCAGCACCAAAGAGCCCACGAUGACCCGGUGGCGUUGAAGUACUCCUUCCACGACGUCAUCACCGCAAGCCACGACGCUCCGGUCAAACUACGGGUCCUCCAGAAUCGCUGUCUGGUGCCAGGCUGGUACGCCAUCCACCUGGAGCGCUGGCUCAACUUCUACCACUCCAGCCAGUUGUUAGUCUUGGAUGGACAGAUGCUGAAGACUGAGCCGGCUUCAAUCAUGGAUAAAAUCCAGAAGUAUCUGGCCCUGGUCAACGUCAUCAACUACCACAAGAUCCUAGCGUUCGACCCCAAGAAAGGGUUCUGGUGUCAGCUGCUGGAGGGAGGGAAGACCAAGUGUUUGGGGAAGAGUAAAGGGCGCAGGUACCCCGACAUGAACCCUGAGUCGCAGGGCUUGCUCAGGGAGUACUAUAGGGAUCACAACAUUGAGCUGUCCAAGCUGCUCUACAGGAUGGGUCAGCCGCUGCCCAGCUGGCUCAGAGAAGAGCUGGUCCACACCAGGUAGCAGCACCACGGGGGGAGACCACAGCUCCACACACUGAACUUCACCCUGCUGGGGUGGCCUGAAAUGUUGAAGAUCCCAACUAGUUUUGAAAGGGACUGAUAUAUAUAUAUCGACAAUUGAAGAUGGGAUGCCCAACCAGAACUCAAAACUUAAUUGUGAUCUUCCCAAAUGAGCAGGACAGCAGUGGAUGAUGAGCAAGACGAGAGCGUAGUAGUUGCUUUGAGCAGCUGUUAGCGCUCCGCUCUCUCCCUGAGCUUCCAGAUGCUGUUACUCCCCUGCAGGACAAACCAGGACCACGGAUGUCCUAGUGAUGGCCUCCGCUGUGUCCUGCAGAAGAAGCAAAGGCUCAGUGGUGCAUAGGAGAAACCUUCAGUCAGUGUUUGAUAAUCACAUCCCUGCUCUCCUUAAUCAAACAUCUCUUCUUCGCAUGGACUUCAUCUUGAAAAUCAAAGGAAGGAAAAAAACAAAAAAAAAAAAACCAGUCUGAAGCUUGAGCAGUCUUCACGGUUUCAGCUCUGGAAAAACCGGUGGAAAAGAUGAACACAACGUCACCUGUGUCUACAGGGAAGAGUUGUUGUGUUUGGAGCACAUGAAAACAGGCAACUUAACAUUGACUUAAAUGGAUGACAGCCUGAUUGACAGAGAGACAAUGGUGGCAAAUACCUUUUGACAUAAGUGUUUAUAAGUGUUUGUAUGAGAGGAGAAUGAGACAUCUGGAGUCUUGACUCAGGCUGCAUGUUGUAGCCUUACUCCAUAGGCCUUGGUAGUUAUUGCAUUUACAAGUGCCAGGACAGAAUCUUCAUUGAAAUAUUACCACGUGGACUUUUGAGGGUUCCUUUUAUUUUAUUUUUUUUAAAGUUAUGUUUUCUUUACUUUCCUCAGAUUUUUGUUUUUAACGUGUUGUUUUGCUGACGGCAAUGCAUUAUUGUAGAAUGUACCAAAACUAAACCAUUUUAGCUCAGUUAUCUCCAAUAGGCCAGAUGUACAGAAGACGGGUUUGUUAAACUGUUCGGCCUCCUGUGUAGUCGCUUCAGACCAUUGAAUUGGCUCGAGCAGGAGCAGUAGGAUAUAUGUUGAAAGCACAAUAUUUAAGGUACUCAAGAAAACAUCGCUUCUGAACAUACAGGUUACUGGAAAGCACACUAACAAAGAUGGAUCCUACCACAGUCUGUGAAGAAGAUCAUAAGCUAGCUACUAUAUGUUUAACUACACAUUGUGGUCAGAGAGAUUCAGAUAGUGUACAGAACAAGAUUAGGCAUUUCAAAUCUGUUUUCUGCUUUGGAUUCUUUUUGUCAGAACUGUAUAUUUUAUUUCAUUUCAUUUAUUAGAUCAUUUUAAGUUUGGGGGCGGGGGGGAGGGAAGCUGUCUCUGGGAAACACGUUAAAAGUUGCCAGGCAGAACAACAGUAUGCCCAUUGAGACCAUACGGACGUUUGGUUGUCGGUUAAGGUGUUACCACUGCAACUAGAUGUCAAGCAUAGAUAACAAAAAGCUGCUCUUAUUGCAAUAGUUUUGUACAAUGUUCUGAUGUGAUAUCAAUGCACAUGUUGGUCCUUUCAUUUCCCGACUUUGUAAUGUACAUAAUACGCAACCCUCGGUAGACCUAAAUUAUUGAAUGUGUUUGGGUUUACACUCUCCAUCAGCCCAUUCCCAUAGUGUGAAAUGUCAGUGCCGUGCUGAGGGGGAGUUUGGAUCACUUCAUCGUGUAGAGGUGUGUCGCUGAGAUUGUUUCCUCUUGUUCCUCUCACUGCCAACUAUUGUACACAGGUACUGAGUCUCUGCAUAUAAAGUAUUAAGUGAUAACGCAUAACAGCAAUGAUGGUACUAAUCUCCUGGACUGUAUGAUAAAGAUUUGUAAUUGUUGUCAAUUUUUACAUUGUAACUAAUAUUGUCGGUGCUUUUUAAUUUGCAAAUAAAACACCACUGUAUUUUUCAAUA